AUGCUCCAGUUCCUGCCUGGAUUUAUUUUUGGAAACAUUGUUAGAAUGUUUCCAGCUCAGAACUAUGAGAUACCAAACCUGGCCGAAAAACGUGAGGACUUGGAUGCCAAAAACAGUCCCCCAGCUCGUGCUUGGGAGAGCCAGAGACUGGAUUAUCAAGUUAGAUGGUAA
Messenger RNA from Elephantulus edwardii (Cape elephant shrew), 171 nucleotides. RefSeq lists its product as uncharacterized. The transcript has 2 exons. Bases 1 to 171 code for a protein of 56 amino acids. The record is from RefSeq and is a predicted model, not a curated record. Lineage: Eukaryota; Metazoa; Chordata; Mammalia; Macroscelidea; Macroscelididae.